UUAUCCCAAAGUAUGGGCUUCUUGGCUAUUGCAUAAAGACUGCAAAAAAUAUCCAUAGAUUUUUGCAGCCAUGUCAUCUCUAGGCAUUACAGCUUCUGUGCAGAGAGCCUCGAGCUCUUAUCAUGGCAGUAAGAAGCAAUGGCGUAAAGUUCACGCCAAAUCUCUGCAAUCUCCAGGGACAAAGCGGGCAAAAAGCCAUGUCGUGACUACUAAAGAUGUCGAGGGCCACCAUAACGAGCUGAAUGUGGUUGAAGUGACAGAGAAAUCCGGUUUGCUGGACGAAGAUGAGAGCCGAGGAGAUGGUGGAGGCUCGGUGUCUCGUUCCUCUCCGAGAUUUUCAGAUGAGCGGUGGAGAAAUGGUACUUGGGACCUGAACAUGUUUGUGAAGAAUGGGAGAAUGGAUUGGGAUGCAGUCAUUGUUGCAGAAGCGAGAAGGCGAAAACAUCUCGAAUUGUUCCCUGAAGCAGCAACAGAUCAGGAACCAGUUCUCUUCAGAAGCUCCAUCAUACCAUGGUGGGCAUGGAUCAAGCACUCUCACCUCCCAGAAGCUGAGCUGCUAAACGGCAGGGCUGCAAUGCUGGGAUUUUUCAUGUCCUAUAUCGUGGACGCUCUGACAGGGCUCGAUGUCGUUGGCCAAGCUGGGAAUUUCCUGUGCAAGGCUGCGCUUUUUGCGACAGUCGGGGGCGUGAUGCUGUUCAGGAAACGACAGGAUUUCGAUAACCUGCGAGAUCUGGUGGACGAGGCAACGUUUUACGACAAGCAAUGGCAAGCAUCAUGGAAAGAUCAGAACCAUGCUGAUGGUUCAGGGCAACGUGAGAAGUAGUAAUCUUCAUGGAUUUCUGCUAAGCAGACAUGAUUUCUCUCAUGAAAUGAAACUCUUGCACUAUCAUAAGAUGUUGGAUCUUAUUUUAGUCAGCAUAAUUCAGUGAAUGAAAGAGGAAAAACACAUACUUUUGUGUGAUAUUUUACUCGAGAGAGAGUUUUGAAGUGUUACCUGAUAUGAAUAAGAUUAGUUUUGGUGUGUGGUUCUAGUUGACUGAUUGGUUGAGAAAACAUUUUUUCAUACAAAUUUGUUAUUCUCGGUA
This is a messenger RNA of Ipomoea triloba (trilobed morning glory), 1085 nucleotides long. Its product is annotated as light-harvesting complex-like protein 3 isotype 1, chloroplastic. NCBI's taxonomy places the organism in Eukaryota, Viridiplantae, Streptophyta, Magnoliopsida, Solanales, Convolvulaceae. The transcript is spliced from 3 exons. The record is from RefSeq and is a predicted model, not a curated record. Bases 71 to 823 code for a protein of 250 amino acids.